CAUUUUUAGUUCUACAAUGCCGACGAAAGUCCCAGCCUCUUUGAAGGGAGUUCGCAAUUUGGCUAACAAGCUCUUCACGCCAAGCGAAAUCCGCCGCUUUGAUGCAUAUAGACGUCAAUUUAAUGACAAGUUUUUGAAUUUGGACACAUAUCGCACCACUCUGCGGGAAAAGGUAAAAUGGCUGAGCACACAAUAUUAUGCGGCAGCUAAAUAUAACGAUACCAGCGAUCCUUAUAAGCGUAUAAAGCCGCGUUGGCCAAAUAUGCUUGGAGCCCAGUAUAACCGAAAAUUUAGUGACCACAAUAAAGAGGGGGAUAAGGCUAAGAACUCAAAUGAAGAUGGUGGUGGGGAGCGGAAAUGGGAUGAGCCUGAGGGGGCCCCUUAUGAGCCCAGCAAAUCGCAUACCUGGUAUCCUGAUCCAGAAUUUUUGAAGCGGUACGCUGGAGCAAUGCUGUACCCCGUGGGUGAUCAGUGGAAGCAAAAGCCGCGUACUACCGACCGUGCUCGACCGCCUGAAAAUCGCUCAUUUCGCACCAAGUUUAUUAACUUUGGACCAGCACAUCCCGCUGCUCAUGGCGUACUCCGCAUGAUUCUCGAGUUGGACAAUGAGACAGUGUUGUCGGCCGAUCCGCACAUUGGGCUUUUGCAUCGCGGAACCGAGAAGUUGAUCGAAUACAAGACCUAUGUCCAGGCACUGCCCUACUUCGAUCGCCUAGACUAUGUCUCCUGCAUGGCAAACGAGCAGGCCUAUUGCCUGGCUGUGGAGAAGUUACUCAACAUUGAAGUGCCUCCUCGUGCCAAGUUCAUACGCACUAUGUUCGCGGAGCUAAUGCGGUUGACAAAUCAUACCAUGGCCGUUUCCUCGUCUAUGCUCGAUUGUGGUGCCAUUACACCGCUCUUUUGGCUCUUCGAAGAACGCGAGAAGCUGUACGAGUUUUCGGAGCGUGCAUCGGGGGCUCGUUUACAUGCCGCCUAUAUCAGACCUGGUGGAGUGGCCUAUGACCUACCGCUGGGUUUUUCUCAGGACCUACAUUCCUACAUCGGACAGUUGGGCGAGCGCUUGGAUGAGGUCGAAGAUGUGGUAACAGAUAAUCGCAUUUGGCGCAUGCGCAACAUUGGCAUUGGUCGCAUUUCGGCGCACGAUGCCCUCAACUGUGGCUGUACGGGUCCUGUCUUGCGCGCUACCGGUAUCAAGUGGGAUCUUCGCAAGCAACAGCCCUAUGAUGCCUAUGAUAAGAUCCAUUUCGAUGUGAUCGUUGGCGCGAAUGGAGACUGCUACGAUCGCUAUUUGGUGCGCAUUCGAGAAAUGCGCGAAUCAAUACGCAUAAUAGAACAAUGCCUGCAGCUCAUGCCCGAGGGCGAGGUUAAGGUAGACGAUCGAAAGAUAACCCCGCCACCGCGUCGUAAGAUGAAAUCGGGCAUGGAGGAUUUAAUACAUCAUUUUAAGCAUUUCUCGCAGGGCAUAUUCGUGCCGCCGGGUCAAACUUACUCCGCUGUCGAGUCACCCAAGGGCGAGUUCGGCGUCUACUUGGUUUCCGAUGGCACUUCACGUCCCUAUCGCUGCAAGAUACGCCCUGCCUCGUAUGCCCAUUUGGCGCUGCUCAGCAAAAUGGCCCCGCAGCACAUGCUGGCCGAUAUUGUCGCCAUUAUUGGAUCGUUGGACAUUGUUUUCGGUGAAAUCGAUCGUUAAGUCUCCAUAUUAACUUUUUACAGUUGUGCAAAUAUGUUGUUGCCACAAAUAUAAAUAU
Molecule: messenger RNA, 1748 nt
Organism: Scaptodrosophila lebanonensis
Lineage: Eukaryota; Metazoa; Arthropoda; Insecta; Diptera; Drosophilidae
Gene: ND-49L
Product: NADH-quinone oxidoreductase subunit D
Exons: 3
Coding region: 17-1690 (557 amino acids)
Biological process (GO): mitochondrial electron transport, NADH to ubiquinone
Molecular function (GO): NAD binding; NADH dehydrogenase (ubiquinone) activity; quinone binding
Source: RefSeq, a predicted model, not a curated record